Molecule: messenger RNA, 2632 nt
Organism: Xiphophorus couchianus (Monterrey platyfish)
Lineage: Eukaryota; Metazoa; Chordata; Actinopteri; Cyprinodontiformes; Poeciliidae
Gene: actr2b
Product: actin related protein 2b
Exons: 9
Coding region: 105-1289 (394 amino acids)
Source: RefSeq, a predicted model, not a curated record
GAUGAGCACCCUUCCCUUCCUCUUCUUGGCCGGGCUGCUGUGUCUUCCUUCCGGCUUGCCGAAGAAAGUUGAGGAGGGUUCAGCGGCAACUGGGCUUUUACACAAUGGACAGCCAGGGAAGGAAAGUAGUGGUCUGUGACAAUGGAACCGGGUUUGUCAAGUGCGGCUAUGCAGGCUCCAACUUCCCAGAGCACAUCUUCCCUGCGCUUGUUGGGAGGCCCAUCAUCCGCUCCACAGCCAAAGUGGGAAACAUUGAGAUCAAGGACUUGAUGGUGGGAGACGAGGCCAGCGAGCUGCGCUCCAUGCUGGAGGUGAACUACCCCAUGGAGAACGGCAUCGUCCGGAACUGGGAUGACAUGAAGCACCUUUGGGACUACACCUUCGGCCCGGAGAAGCUCAACAUCGAGUCUCGCAACUGCAAGAUCCUGCUGACCGAACCCCCCAUGAACCCCACCAAAAACCGGGAGAAAAUCAUCGAGGUGAUGUUUGAGACCUACCAGUUUGCUGGAGUCUACAUCGCUAUCCAGGCUGUCCUGACUCUGUAUGCCCAGGGCCUUCUGACUGGUGUGGUGGUGGACUCGGGCGACGGUGUGACACACAUCUGUCCAGUGUACGAGGGUUUCAGUCUGCCCCACCUGACACGACGUCUGGACAUCGCAGGCAGGGACAUCACCCGCUACCUCAUAAAGCUGCUGUUGUUGAGAGGCUACGCCUUCAACCAUUCCGCAGACUUUGAGACGGUUCGCAUGAUGAAGGAGAAGCUGUGCUACGUGGGCUACAACAUCGAGCAGGAGCAGAAGCUGGCUCUGGAGACCACUGUUUUGGUGGAGUCGUAUACGCUGCCAGAUGGCCGUGUGAUCAAGGUGGGAGGAGAGCGCUUUGAGGCCCCUGAGGCUCUGUUCCAGCCCCACCUCAUCAACGUGGAGGGCGUCGGAGUAGCCGAACUCCUCUUCAACACCAUCCAGGCCGCUGACAUAGACACCAGGCCCGAGUUCUACAAACACAUCGUGUUGUCGGGAGGAUCCACCAUGUACCCAGGGCUGCCGUCCCGACUGGAGAGGGAACUGAAGCAGCUGUACUUGGAGCGCGUGCUCAAGGGAGACGUGGACAAACUUUCGAAAUUUAAGAUCCGGAUUGAGGAUCCUCCCAGGCGAAAGCACAUGGUGUUCCUGGGUGGAGCGGUGCUGGCCGACAUCAUGAAGGACAAGGACAACUUCUGGCUGACCCGGGAGGAGUACCAGGAGAAAGGAGUCCGCGUGCUGGAAAAACUCGGAGUCACCGUCAGAUAAAGCACCGGGACGGACAGAACAGCCGCACACCUGAAAACACAGAUUCACAAACACAUUUCCUCCAUUCGCCCAUAUAGCAGAGUUUAUAUCUAUUUAUCCCUCUCUCUUUUUUUUUUUUUUCCUUUUUCCUAGAAGCAUUGGCUGCUCUUGAAUUUUCCUCAAACACCUGAAAGUAUCAAGAGUUCACCUCUCUCUCUUCCCGCUCCUCUCCUCUCCUCCUCCCUCCUUUCCUUUCUUCUCUCCUGUUCGAGGAUUGGCUCCAAACUUGUCUGGGAAUCCUCCCACAACCCCGCGAAGCAGCUGAAAUGUUUUAUAUUUACAGUUUUUUUCUGUUUUUGUUUUUUUUUUUCACGGUGGAGAUGCUCACCUGAUAGACGGGUUCAAUCCACCAGCUUCAGGCCUUUUAGGAGGAUUAAAACGAUGCAAAGUCUCAAACUCAUAACGUCGCAUUCACAGCCCAUCACAAACAGCCACGGCCGCUUUCAGCAUCUGUUAUAGGCGAGCGCGAACUGAUCACAUUUUUUUGGUGUUUUUUUUUUUCUUUUCCUUCUCUUUUUUUUAUAUAUAUAUAUAAAUGAUAUGACGUAUGUUUUCUGGGUAAGGGGUUAUGGCUCUGCUCUUCUGUGGCUGCAUUCUUAAGUUCUACAUUACUGGGUUUUUUUUGUUUGCUUUUUUUUCAUUAUUUUCCUCCUGGUGUUGUGCAUUCAGCCAUUGGAAAUGGAUUGCACAGAGUGACACACAUUUUUGCGCUUUUUUACUUAGGUUUUUUUUUUUUUUUUUUUUUUUUUUAUGAAAGAAAUUAAUGGUUGAUUCAUAAAGGGACGGAAAAAGUAAAAGCCUCUAAGCUUGACGGAGAGUUUGUGACGGUACGUUUGGGGUUAGUUAGUUAGUUAGUUAGCUGUGGGAGGGGAAUCAUGGUUAAUAAGAAGUGGGAAGGAGUGAGUAUUUGUUAAUUUCUACCUUCUCUUUAGAUGUAAAUUUCGAAUGGAUAUGAGUGGUCACCGCCGCGUCGCAGCAUUUUGUCUCUCAGAUCCAAAUGGUUGGAAAAUAUCCCACUAUCCUAGAAAAAGAAAACGUAUUUAAGUUCUCCAGGCUCCAGCGGUUUGACGUGUUACUGGAGGCACUUCUAUUUCGGGUAUGAAAAAUGUGUACCUUUAUUAUUAUUAUUUUUUUUUUUUCUUCCCCUCUUUCCAUGAACGUCUUAUCCAGUGCCAAGUGCAGUUAUUGUUGACUGGAUCUCAUGUUUUAACGUCUUUCUUUUUUGUCAGUUUUUUGUUUUUAUUUUCCUGUCGUUCAUAGCAUAACUGCCUAACGCUGAUUUAAAUAAAAGUGAUUUAUAAUGA